Molecule: messenger RNA, 453 nt
Organism: Acanthosepion pharaonis
Lineage: Eukaryota; Metazoa; Mollusca; Cephalopoda; Sepiida; Sepiidae
Source: the annotation of a GenBank genome assembly
AUGUCAGAGUUGGCCCUUACGUUGGUGGAUGUUUAUUGCAAAAGUAAAGGAUUGGUUAUUGGUGGAUAUUACCAGGCAAAUGAAAAUUAUUGCAAUUCAAAACCUGACAAUGUGGCCCAUUUGAUAGGCAAAAAGAUUCAGGAAUAUUAUCCAGAGUCUUGUAUAUUUAUGGUGAACAAUACUAAAGUAUCUCCAUGCUGUGUCUCGGAAGCCUAUAAAAUCUACACAUACAAAGAUAAUAUGUGGAAAGAAUCGGACAAAAAGCAGACUGUUGAUGAUGAAACUCUCAUGACCACUUGCAAACUACUAGACUCACCAAGCAUUUAUCGCAAACUUAUGGACUUUGAUAAUCACUUUGAUGAUAUAAAAAAUGAUUGGCGCAACUUAGAACUCAAUGAACUGUUGGAAAGUAAGGAUUUUCUAAAAGAUGGUUAUAUUGAUAAUUAUCUAUAA